Panthera uncia (snow leopard) is the source of this 4605-nucleotide messenger RNA. RefSeq names its product zinc finger protein 81 (gene ZNF81). Gene Ontology annotation, molecular function: DNA-binding transcription factor activity; RNA polymerase II cis-regulatory region sequence-specific DNA binding. Gene Ontology annotation, biological process: regulation of transcription by RNA polymerase II. The record is from RefSeq and is a predicted model, not a curated record. Bases 1243 to 3444 code for a protein of 733 amino acids. The transcript has 4 exons. NCBI's taxonomy places the organism in Eukaryota, Metazoa, Chordata, Mammalia, Carnivora, Felidae.
AAGAAAAGAAAGCAUAGUCCCUCUUUCUUUGGUAUAACAUGUUUAUGUAUUUAAAAUUCAACUUGAUCAUGCCUUUUAUUUUACUCCUUAUUUACUUUCUUGUUGCCUCUUUAUCCCAUUUCUUAUUUUUGUUGUCUUUCUUACUUCUGUUCCUCUUCAUUUUAUAAAGGAUACUUUCCCUUUCCUACCAAGAAUGACUAAAUCUAUAGUGCUUCCAUUAGUUGAUCAGAAUAAAAUUGUUCCUCAACAUAGACACAGAGACAUCCUCUCCUCCCUAGACCCCGUAAAAGGAGAAACAGUUUUACCUCUGAAUAUUUUGAAGUAAUUAAAACAUUACAGUCCCAGGCUAUUAAUAUUUUCCUUAUGGCGUAUCUCUUCUGUUUUAAGAAACUUUCCUCUUUUUUUAUUCCAAACCGCAGUCAUGUUUUCAACAUCUGUUAAACAGAACCCUGUUUAUUUUAAGCCAACCACACAAAAGGUACUGUGUUGUAGUGUUGAGAAUGUGAGCUUUGAAGCCAGGUAGACUGGGUUUGACUUAACAUCACUAAAUCCCUGUUUCUGUGUGCAUAAAAUGAAAUAAUAAUGAUUAUGGCAACAUGUAGGGGACAGGAUUGUUGUGCAAAUUCAGGGAGGUACCAGCUUUUGCAUAUUCCAUGAUUCCGUGUAAUCACAAUGCUUGCUAAUAUGAAUUAAAUGUUUACUUGGGCCAGCCUGGUGCUGUGUCUUAUGAACAGCACUGCAUUUAAUUUUCACAGCCUCAUGAGGUAGUUUUGACUCAUUUUGAAAAGAAAAUGAAGAAACAUUUUUUGACAUGUUUAUUUUUGAGAGAGUGCAAGUGGAGGAGGGGCAGAGAGUGGGGGACAGAGGAUCUGAAGCGGGCUCCCCGCUGACAGCAGUAGGCUAGCCCGAUGUGGGGCUCAAACCCACAAACUGCAUGAUCAUGACCGGAGCCGAAGUCGGACACUCAACCGACUGAGCUACCCAGGUGCCCCUUUUAAUUUUUUAAAAAUAUUUUUGAGAGAGAGAAAAUGAAGAAACAUUUUUAUACUCUUGUAGCUAAAAGUUGGCAGAGCUAGAAUGUAAGCCUUUAUUAAUUUUAAUCUAAAUCUCAUGGUCUUGCUCAUAUUCCAUUUUGACGAAUAACCAGAAUCGAUAUUGACUGGACUUUGUCUACCCCGCAGUAUCCAGUGCCAGGAACUGUACUUGGGUGCCUCCAGGAAGUGUUCGUGGGGUGACUGCUGAAUGACUGACUAUGUGGACACUGUCUUUCCAGGUUUCUUGGAGUCUCUGUUGAGCCCGCGGGCCAGACCCCAUAGCGGAGGCUGCAGAAACUUCCUUCCGGCCCCAGCAGCUCUGUUUGAGUCCGUGGACCCCACCUGGCUUCCGGCUCUUGGGAGGAGCAUCAGGAAGAGAGCUAGAGGGCUGAGGCCCAGCGGGAACAUGCCAGCCAACCAGAGCUCUCCCGGGCCAUCCCUGGCUCUGGCUGUGGGGAGAUGUGACAACUCGUGUGAGGGCUCCGUGUCGUUCGAGGAUGUGACUGUGGACUUCAGCAGGGAGGAGUGGCAGCAGUUGGACUCUACACAGAGACGCCUGUACCAGGAUGUGAUGCUGGAAAACUACAGCCACCUGCUCUCAUUGGGGUAUGAAGUUCCCAAACCAGAAGUCAUCUUCAAGUUGGAGCAAGGAGAGGAGCCAUGGAUUUUGGAGAGAAAAACCCCACAUCAGAGCUGUUCGGAUGGGAGGCUUGGGAUUAAGACCCCACAAAGAAGAAUUUCUGGAAAAGCUUCAUUUCAUAGUGAAAUGGAGGGUGAAGAUACAACAGAUGAUUCAUUGUAUUCCAUUUUAGAAGAACUGUGGCAAGAUUCUGAACAGAUUAAAAGAUAUCAGGAAAAACAGAGCAAACCUCUGAGUCAUGCUGUUUUCAUCAAUAAGAAAAUAUUGAAUACAGAGUGGGACUUUGAAUAUAAAGACAGUGGAAAAUUUGUGCCUUCAAGCCCAAAUCGUAUUCCUUCACAGAAAAGACCGCAUAAACGUGACUCAUUUGGAAAGAGUUUUAAGCAGAAUUUAGACUUACAUACUCCUAGUAAAAACAUUGCAACAAAGAAUUUUGAUAAAAAUAUUGGACGUGGUCAAGUUUUCACUCAGAGCUCUUCUUAUACUAGCCAUGCAAAUACUCCUACAGGAGGGCAAUUCUGUGAAAGUAAUCAGUGUGGAAAAGUCCUCAGCCUUAAACAAGCAUUCAGUCACAAUCUGAAAUUUCCUGCUGGGGAGAAAACAAAUGUGUGUACUGAGUUUGGGAAGAUCUUCACCCAGAAGUCGCACCUCUUUGCACCCCAGAGAAUCCAUACUAUGGAAAAACCUCAUGAACUUGGCAAAUGUGUAAAUGUUUUUACACAGAAGCCACUACUCAGUAUAUAUCUGAGAGUUCAUAGAGACGAAAAAUUGUACAUAUGUCCUGACUGUGGGAAGGCAUUCAUCCAUAAUUCAGAAUUAAUUAUGCAUAAGAAAACUCAUACUAGAGAAAAACCCUAUAAAUGCAGCGAAUGUGGAAAAUCAUUUUUCCAGGUGUCAUCUCUACUUAGGCAUCAGACCACUCAUACUGGAGAAAAACUCUAUGAAUGCAGUGAAUGUGGGAAAGGCUUCUCCCUGAACUCAGCCCUCAAUGUGCAUCAGAAAAUUCAUACUGGGGAGAGACACCACAAAUGUAGUGAGUGUGGGAAAGCCUUUACCCAAAAAUCGACACUCAGGAUGCAUCAGAGAAUUCACACAGGAGAGAGAUCUUAUAUAUGUACUGAAUGUGGGCAGGCCUUCAUCCAGAAAGCACACUUGAUUGCCCAUCAAAGAAUUCAUACUGGAGAGAAGCCUUAUGAAUGCAGUGACUGUGGGAAGUCUUUCCCUUCUAAGUCACAACUCCAGAUGCAUAAGCGAAUUCACACAGGAGAGAAACCCUAUAUAUGCACUGAAUGUGGGAAGGCCUUUACCAACAGAUCAAAUCUCAAUACUCACCAGAAAUCUCAUACUGGAGAGAAGUCUUACAUAUGUGCUGAAUGUGGAAAAGCCUUCACUGACCGGUCAAAUUUCAAUAAACACCAGACCAUUCAUACUGGAGAGAAACCCUAUGUUUGUGCUGACUGUGGCAGGGCCUUCAUCCAGAAGUCAGAGUUAAUUACACAUCAGAGAAUUCAUACUACAGAGAAGCCUUAUAAAUGUCCUGAAUGUGAGAAAUCCUUCUCCAAGAAACCACAUCUCAAAGUACAUCAGCGAAUUCACACAGGAGAGAAACCUUACAUGUGUGCCGAAUGUGGGAAGGCCUUCACUGACCGGUCAAAUUUCAAUAAGCACCAGACAAUUCAUACUGGAGAGAAACCCUAUAAAUGCAGUGACUGUGGAAAGGGCUUCACUCAGAAAUCAGUUCUGAGUAUGCAUCGCAAUAUUCAUACAUGAAAGUAACCCUGUUUCUUAAAAAUGAGAAAACCUUAUCACAGAAGUCAGGUCUACAUGUGUAUUAUGAAAUCUAUCCAAGACAGACCCUACAUGAAUACACUGCAUAAUAAAAAGCAGUUUUCAGGCUCUUGCCCCUGAGAUGAGAAAAACUAUUCAAGAGACCCUCUAAGAAUGCAUUGAUUCAAAGGGACUUUUCAUAUUUGCAUGGCUUCACAAAAUAGAAUCGAAUCCUGUCAGUUUGGGGAAAAUGCUGUCAGUUUGAUGCAUUAGGUAAAGCCUUCCUGUAGAAAGUGUGAUAAGGCAAAUUGUUACCCAAUUCUUUAUAGAUGGAGUGAGCAAAAUUAUGUAAAUGACAGUCAUGUUUACUGUGUUAUAUUAGGCAAUUUAAAGUGGCAACAAAGUGAAAGGAAGAACAACAAAAUAAUGUAUUUGAUGUGUAGACCUACACUCAGUUCUGUAGGGUGUUUGUGGCAGAACACAUUGCACAACAGAAGGAAUAAUUGAAUUGAAAUUCUUUUUUGAAUUUAAUAUAAUUGUGUCUGUCAAACAUGUUUCCUAUUGAAUCCUCCCGCGAAUCCACAGUUUUAAUGUCAUUAUGGUUUUAUAUAUACCCAUAUCUGCAGAUAUACUCUUACAUGAACACAUAAAUAUAAUCCUAUCAUUCAUACUGGUUUCCACAACAUUCUAUUUUUAUCUUCUUUAAUUGUGGUACAAUGCAAAAUAGCCACAGACCUCUCCCAUCCUUUUAUGCACACCCCUUUGCAAUGUUACUCUUUUUUUCUUUUAUUAAGAGGUAGAACUCUGUCUACUCCUUGACUCUCGGCUUGGCCAUGUGAUUUGCUUUGGCCAAUAUACAUUAGCAAAGAGAUUCAAGAAGAGGCCUGGAGAAAAGUCUGCCUUGAGGCUUAUCUUCUCUUGCUGCUCUUUGGAAUUCUGAGACCUUCCUGUGAAGAAACUCAAGAGUACUCAGCCGGAGGGUGAGAAACCACAUGGAACAGAAAUGAGCCAGCACAGAUGAGGCCUCUUAGACCAACUGCCAGACAGGAGAGUGAGGCCUUCCUCAACCUCCAGCCCCAGCCAAACUGGCCCACACCAAAAGAGCCAUACCAGUUAACCAGGCCAACCAGAAUUGGGGGAUAAAUAAAAUGAUUCUUGUUUUAA